Molecule: messenger RNA, 552 nt
Organism: Gigantopelta aegis
Lineage: Eukaryota; Metazoa; Mollusca; Gastropoda; Neomphalida; Peltospiridae
Product: UPF0669 protein C6orf120 homolog
Exons: 1
Coding region: 1-552 (183 amino acids)
Source: RefSeq, a predicted model, not a curated record
AUGCAGAAUCUUAUUCAAGCAGUGGGUAUUGUUCUUGGCUUGGCUGUCAGUGUCAUCCUGACAUGUGCUCAUGUCGCCCUACAGACAAUUACCAGCGAUAUUGGAAGUGAAAAUUACACCUUUUAUCGUCUCAACAGAGAAGGAUACAUACGAGUUGAGCUGCACACUAUUCAUGGUGAUGCUGAUUUGUUUGUGUCAGAUAAAACACUACGACCCUCCUAUGAUGAUUUUGAGCUACAGUCUGUGACAUGUGGAAGAGAUGUUGUGGAUAUUCCCAGCUCGUUUAAACGUCCCGUUGGGGUGUCUGUUUAUGGACAUCCUUCGUAUGACAAUUCGUCAUUUGUGCUAACAAUCUACCAUAUUGCAGAGAAAGAGGAUGAUACAUACUCUGCAUUAAUUGAUGAUGACAAUUAUUAUGCCAAAUCAGAAAAUAUGCAGCAGUCAACCAAACCGUCUUCAUCUUUUGGUGAUGGUGACGCAGAUUCUGAGGAAUCGCCUUUCUGGACUUUACUUAUCAGUAUUCUAAAAAUAAUUUUAGAAAUUUUGUUUUAG